GAGAGACGGCAGACGGUCAGAGAAACGAAAGAGUGCGCGAUCAAGGAGACGCCGUCUUUGCGUGCUACGAAUCGCCUAUAUCUUGAACAUUUUCGUCAUGUGAGAUGUACAAGUAAGCUAUUUCCUAUACACUUUUUCAAAUCUCUCAUUUCGAUAAAGACAUUAUGGAACGACAAAGGUAUUGAAGCAGCUUAUGAACGAAGAGAUGAAUUCUAUCUUCAUGACUCUGCAAAAUACUUCCUCGACUCACUGGAUCGAAUAUAUGACAAAAAUUUUGUGCCAACCGAACAAGAUAUAUUACGGACGCGAAUUGCUACAAUGGGUGUCAUUGAAGUCUCGUUUACCAUGAAAAACAAAUUAUGGAGAGUCUUCGACGUUGGCGGACAGCGGUCACAACGAAAGAAGUGGAUUCAUUGUUUUGAUGAUGCGAAAGCAGUGAUUUAUGUUGCUUCGUUAAGUGAAUAUGAUCAAGUAUUGAUGGAAGACGAUACAACGAAUAGAAUGCAGGAAUCAUUGCAACUAUUUCGUCAAGUUGUGAAUAAUAAAUAUUUUAUUAACACUUCUGUUAUUCUAUUUCUCAAUAAGAAGGAUCUCUUCGAGAAGAAAAUAGGACAUGGGAAAUCAUUAAGAAUUGCAUUUCCGAACUAUAAGGGUGAGUAUAUUCAAAGCAAAGAUAUUUUUCCAGGUGGUGAAAAUUACGAUGAAGCUGCCAAAUAUAUAGAAUCGCAAUUUAUGGCUGCAAAUGAAAACAAAGAGAAGUCAAUCUACACUCAUCUGACCUGCGCGACUGAUACACAACAAGUACAAUUUGUGCUAGACAGUGUCUUAGACACUAUUUUAUCUUCUAAGCUCAAAGGAUGUGGUUUGUAUUGA
Molecule: messenger RNA, 873 nt
Organism: Cylicostephanus goldi
Lineage: Eukaryota; Metazoa; Nematoda; Chromadorea; Rhabditida; Strongylidae
Source: the annotation of a GenBank genome assembly